This is a messenger RNA of Exophiala viscosa, 693 nucleotides long. RefSeq lists its product as uncharacterized. The transcript has a single exon. Lineage: Eukaryota; Fungi; Ascomycota; Eurotiomycetes; Chaetothyriales; Herpotrichiellaceae. The record is from RefSeq and is a predicted model, not a curated record. The annotation marks the transcript as partial.
ACAAGAGUUACCGGCUUCGUUUCAAGGCAACCGGUGACCCGAGAACUGGUGUUAUUGAACUUGACCUGGGGAGACUGCGUGGCCGGCAGGAGGCCCUCUUCGGCAUGGAUAUACGCGGCAUCCCACCUUCCGCCACAGGUCGCUUCUCACUCGACCUCGAACAAUCACGUAAUGGCAUCGCACCAAGCCAAGGUGCUGGUUAGACAUUGUGUCUCGCCAUCUGGGUGGCAUUGCGAAAAUAAGUUGAAUCAUGGAUGUCAGAGCUUUCUCUACGCUUUCGUACGCACUGCUGAGUCCCAACUUUGCCUGGGCAUGGCGCAUCUGGGCAGGUCGUGGCCCUCAAUAUUACUUCCUCCAGUUCAGCAGGCAAACAUGACGAAAUCAACCAAGGACUGUUUGUUUGCGCAGUCGGAUAUGUUCCCAGGCUAUAUGCCCGGAAUUCCAUCACAGGUCCGGAAUGCCAAGGACAGCAAGAGUGGCGUUCGCCGCCGUUACAAGAACAAGCGCACCGAUGGUACGGUUUCUCUUCUCUUGACAACACCCGCGUUGGCCUGUGAUUUCACGGAGGACUUGUCAUUACUCAAGGGCCGUAGGGGCUCGUUAGACUAUAUACCUAUCCGGAGGUCGUACAUCGUGUACGAUAUCCACCUAAGUCAGUUAACGGCCUUCGACCGUCUUUAUAUCCCUUGGUAG